Messenger RNA from Loxodonta africana (African savanna elephant), 6080 nucleotides. RefSeq names its product RAB11 family interacting protein 5 (gene RAB11FIP5). Gene Ontology annotation, molecular function: small GTPase binding. The record is from RefSeq and is a predicted model, not a curated record. The transcript has 6 exons. Gene Ontology annotation, cellular component: phagocytic vesicle; secretory granule; recycling endosome. Gene Ontology annotation, biological process: regulated exocytosis. Bases 129 to 4091 code for a protein of 1320 amino acids. Lineage: Eukaryota; Metazoa; Chordata; Mammalia; Proboscidea; Elephantidae.
GCUGUGCUGGCGGGCGGCGGCUCUCCGGUCCGGCUCCUGACCCACCUCCGCCGCUGCCAAGUUACUCACUAGUCCCCGUGUCCGUGCCCCACUCGGCUGGCCCUCGCCCGCCGCCGCUAACCCCCGCCAUGGCCCUGGUGCGGGGCGCCGAUCCGGUGGCGGGGCCCUCCCGCUGGCUGCCCACGCACGUCCAGGUGACGGUGCUGCGGGCCCGCGGGCUGCGGGGCAAGAGCUCGGGCGCGGGCAGCACCAGCGACGCCUACACCGUGAUCCAGUUGGGCCGCGAGAAGUACAGCACGUCGGUGGUGGAGAAGACGCCAGGCUGCCCGGAAUGGCGCGAGGAGUGUUCCUUCGAGCUGCCACCCGGCACCCUGGACGGCCUGCUACGGGCGCAGGAGGCCGAUGCGGGCCCGGCUCCCUGGGCCGCGGGCCCCGCCACCGCCUGCGAGCUGGUGCUCACCACCAUGCACCGCUCGCUCAUCGGCGUCGACAAGUUCCUAGGCCAAGCCACGGUGGCGCUGGACGAGGUCUUCGGCGCAGGCCGCGCCCAGCACACUGAGUGGUACAAACUGCACUCCAAGCCCGGCAAGAAGGAGAAAGAACGUGGGGAGAUCCAAGUUACCAUCCAGUUCACGCGCAACAACCUGAGUGCCAGCAUGUUUGACCUGUCCAUGAAGGAUAAGCCGCGGUCCCCCUUCAGCAAGAUCAAGGACAAGAUGAAGGGCAAGAAGAAGUUUGACCUGGAAUCCGCCUCCGCUAUCCUCCCAAGCAGUGCCCUGGAGGAUCCUGAGCUGGGCAGCCUGGGCAAAAUGGGCAAAGCCAAGGGCUUCUUCCUCCGAAACAAGCUGCGCAAGUCAUCCCUGACCCAAUCCAACACUUCUCUGGGCUCGGAUAGCACCCUGUCCUCUGCCAGCGGGAGCCUGGCCUACCAGGGGCCUGGUGCUGAACUCCUCACCCGCUCACCCAGCCGUACCAGCUGGCUGUCCACCGAAGGGGGCAGGGACUCUGCACAGUCCCCCAAGUUGUUCACCCACAAAAGGACCUACAGCGACGAGGCCAGCCAGGUGCGAGCAGCUCCUCCCCGAGCCCUCCUUGACCUUCAGGGCCACCUUGACACUGCUUCCCGCUCUUCCCUCUGUAUCAAUGGGAGCCACAUUUACAACGAGGAGCCCCCGGAACCCCUGCGGCACCGCAGCUCCAUCUCGGGCCCCUUCCCACCCUCUAGCUCCCUGCACAAUGUCUCCUUCCGGCCCUCUGAGGAGGGGCCUCGGUCGGUAGAUGACUCCUGGGGCAGGGGCAGCCGCAGCACCAGUGGCUCAGAGGCAAUGCUUGGACAGGAGGAGCCAAGCACACAGUCCAAAGUGCUGGCCAUCGGGGCUGGCCACUCUGGCGAGGAGGAGGGGGCCCAGCUUUCAGAGGGGAAGCCAGUCCAGGUCACCACACCCAUGGUGGCCUCCUCUGAGGCCUUGGCAGAGAAGGAGGGAGUCCGGAAGGAGGAGCGGAAGCCCCGGAUGGGCCUCUUCCACCAUCACCACCCAGGCCUGAGCCGAAGCGAGUUGGGGCGACGUAGCUCACUGGGAGAGAAGGGCAGUCCCACUCUGGGGGCCUCCCUACACCACUCUUCCAGCGGGGAGGAAAAGGCCAAGAGUAGCUGGUUUGGCUUGAGAGAGGCCAAGGAGGCAACUCAGAAACCCAGCCUGGACGUGUCUCCUCAGGUAGAACCUGACCCAGCCGCUCUUCCUCACCACCUCCCCUGCUCCCCCUGUGCUCCGGCCCUUGCCACUCCUGCUCCCACCGCUGCACCCAUGCUAAGCACUAACCUUUUUGUAGCUGCCUCCCCUGCUGCUGCCACAGCUGCUGCCACCACCGCCACCCCUGAAGCCACCCAUGAAGCCACCCCAUCUGGAUUCUCGGGUUUCACCAACCCGUUCCUCUCCUCCUUGCAGAGCAGCCCCUUCUUCGAUGAGCUGGUAGCACUCAAAAUACUAAACUGUCCUUCACCUGCUCCCUCUCUCCCCAGUGCCUCAAGGGCCAGCUCCACCCCUCUGGCCUCCCCGGGGAAAGCCCUGACUGAGUGGGAGGACACCUUCAACGUCUUUGCUGCCAGCAGGCUGUGUCCAGAGGCCAGGAGCAAGAUUCUGGCCCCUGCAGGAGUGGGGCUGGAGGCGACUGGGCUGCAGGCCCCAGGCUCCGGGGCUGUGACAGUGAAGGCAGCUGAGACCUGGGGAGACCCUGAGGGAGGAGGAAGAGAUGGGAGCAGCAUGUGGCAGGAGCCCAGGAUGCCUGUGGACUUGGGACUGGACCAGCAGAGUACGGCUGACCCGGAGCCCCUUGGGUUGGUAGGGGCCAGCCUGCCCUCCACAUCAGCCCAGCUGCACCUCAGAGCCUCAGACUCUGAGCCAGGCAGGGAGCCGCCGGCCCCAGGAGGGGAUGCAGGGCAGAGUCCAGCAGACAGCGCGACAUCUCUGUUUAGCUCCCCAGAAGUGAUCAGUGUGUGGGAGAGGCUGCCUGGCCCAGACGACACCCCUGAGACCCAGGAUGAGGAGGCCUCCCGAGGUGAAAGCCAGCUUUUCCAUGAGCUGAGUACGGUCAAUGAUUCCUGGCCUUGGGAUGUGGUCACCAUUUCUCCUGCCACUGAGACAUCCUCACCAGUCCUGCGGGGAGAGUCUGACGAGCUGCCUCCCCCCCAGGAGCAGCCAGAAGCACCAGAAACUGUGAGCCCCAAGGGGAGUGAGAAGCUUCCCCCACAGGAGCUGGAGCCAGAGCCUAAACCCAAGAGUGUGUCGGAGGAGGGGCUGCAGCCCAGCACGCCGCCUCCCAAGCCACCACGUCUCUUCAUACCUGGAAGUUCGCAGGAGCAAGAGGAGGAGGAAGGGAAGGCUGCAGGGAGGCCAAGUAACUGGGGGCCAGAUAUAAAAGAAGAUGCCUUCCCAAGCACACUGGCUCUUGGUCCUCAGGAGGCCAAGGAGGAGGGAGAGAAGCCUGAGUCGGAGGAGUCUGAUGGCCAUUCUUCAGAGACCUUGCUGGGCGAGCCUGGCUCGGAAGAUGCCAUGGAGGAUGCAAGUCCCCCUGUGUCAGGGUCCUGCCUGUCUCUGCCCACCAGUUGCCCUGAGGGCCCUGUCCCCACACCCUACUACUCAGAGAGCUUGGCUCUUCAGAGUCAGCAGAUCUGUAGGGCUCCUGAGAGAGGAGAAGCCCCCGUGGCUCCUGAGGCCCAGAGCCGGGGACCAGCAGGAGAGGAGCUUAGGCCCCUGUCAGUCAGCUCCCAACAGACUGACUUGUGGGCCUCCACCGAGGAGGAUACCUUGAAGCCCUUGUCUCAAGGGAGCCGAGACCCCCCCAGCUUCCCUUCCACAUCCCCUCUGGGGUCCAGGGACUCUUCCAUCCACUCUGGUCCAGAAGAGCUACCCACCCCUCCAGAGCCCACCUUUCCACCACCCACCCUCCCACCCUGGGCCAGCCACCUCCAUGGGGGGCUCAGCCCUCAGUGCUCUUCCCUGCCUGGAGCCUGGCCCCAGGCCUCUUCCUCCCCAACCCCAGGGGAGCCAGCCUCGCCCCCAGGACCCUUUGAGCCCUCCCCCACCGGGGGCUUUCCCGCCCCACUCGGGGAGGACCGCGCUGCAGCCACCCCAGCCUCCCCGCUUGUGCUUCUGCCCUUGGAGACACGGCCAGUUGAGGAGCCACAGCCCAGUGCCAGUCCCCACCCUGUGAAACCCCUCAGUGCUGCCCCUGUGGAGGGCAGCCCCGACAGGAAGUCUGCCCGCUCUAGUCUGAGCACAGCCCUGAGCAGUGGUCUGGAGAAGCUCAAAACAGUCACAUCUGGCAGUGUUCAGCCUGUAGCUCCUGCCCCCCAGAUUGGCCAGGCUGUGGAAACCAAGAUACUGAAGGACUCAGGUGCGCUGGACCAGUCGGCCAAGUACUACCACCUGACACACGAUGAGCUGAUUGGCCUGCUCCUGCAGCGGGAGCGGGAGCUGAGUCAGCGGGAUGAGCAUGUGCAGGAGCUGGAGAGCUACAUCGACCGGCUGCUGGUGCGCAUCAUGGAGACCUCACCCACACUGCUGCAGAUCCCCACUGUUCCCCCCAAGUAACCUUUCCUCCCCACCCCGGGAGGGCUGCUGUGGACCCCCAACAGGCUCAACCCUCCCUCCCUCCUGCUGAGCUCACUCUGACCUGGGGUGGGGUGCAGUGUGCUCAUCACUCCUUGUUCCCCUCUCCCUCCUGCUCAACUGGAGCUGCUGGAAGGGGUGCCCUUUGGACUCCUUUGUGGAGCACCAGAUUACAUGUACAGCUGUGUACCUCUGGGACCCCUGGGUCCUUCUCACCUGCCUAUUUUCAUACCCCUUAGCUUUGGGAGCCCCAGGGAGUUGAAACAAGAUGGAGCAGCUGUGAGCUGAUGUUUGACAUGGUAUCUGGGGUGAGACUAUUGCUGACACAUACUUUAUGCCCCCCAAGGAUGCUCAGCCAUUUCUUCCCACCACUAAGUCCUCUCCUCUUCAUCUCCCUCCAGCCCCUGAGAGGGGCUCCCAGUAUUACUGGGCUGGGGCAGGGACCAAGCUGCCCGUUGGUCCGUGACUUCUGGGCAACCAGGCUGCCUGCUCUUCAGCCUCGCAUCCAUUCUAGCACCGACAAGGAGCCUGUGCAGUCAUGUCUAGUCUCUGCCAUGUCCUGAGUCUGUUUCUAGCUGUCUGAGGAGUGAGAGUAGCGUGGAUAACUUGCCCUCUGCAGUUCCUCCCUCCCCUCCCCUCCCCUCCUGACCUUCCAUCAGUGUCACAGGGGAAUGUCUAAGUCAGGGCAGGUGGGACGAGAGCCCCUUCUCACUGUUUGAGUUCUCACCCACUCCAAGGUGUGGGGCCCUCCGCAGGGCCAUAGGCUGCUUAUGUUUUGGGGUUCGACCCCAAUCUGUAUUCUUGUUGCCCAUCCAGAUGCCAAAACUCUGUGCUGCUGCAGGGUUUGAACUUUUGGGAACCAAUUAAAAUGUGCCUUUUGUGGGAGGGGUCAAGAGCCCCUCUCCCUAUUUGGCGUCCCCUCCUGUCCCUCUUGAGCACACCAGGAAUGAAUCUGUCAGGGCUGAGGAAUGGGAAUGGAGGAAGGAGGCAGCACUCUGCUCCCUUCCCCACCCCCAAGAGUUCAUUCCAUUUAAGGGUCUGGCCAAGCUGCUGCUCUUCCCUUGACCUCCCUGCCUUCUUCCCCUCAACUUCUUCCCUGCCUUCAACUCCAACUGGAGAGUCCUGGGAUAAAAGCUACAUUCUGGAAGUGGGAGGUCCCACUCUGCCUUUGGGAGACACCUAUUCUUAGGAAAAGCCUUUGUUACCCUCCCAUCCAGCCACUGAGCUGCUACCCCAACUGUCCCUCCUGCCCUUGGCCUUGCCUGGCUCGGCUGCAGUGCACUUUGAAAUGAGGUGUCAGUCCUUUGGCCUACCCCCCGUUUGCUUGCAGAAAGCACAAGAGGCUUCCCCAGGGAAUUGCAGGCUUCAGACAGCCUGUUUUAGUAAGGGAUGGGGGGAAGGAGGAUGCUUUGGCCCAGUGAGGAAGUGAGCGUUCUCUGGGGUUGCCUUUUCUUUGGAGAGGGCCUGGGGGUCACUUGUAAAGCCUUAGGAGGAGAUAUGCUCUGUGGCGAUGUCUCUCUUCUGCCAGAACGGAGCAGAGGAGCCCCACACAGGGGAGAAAGCCCUUAAGGACCACUCAUCAAAGCGGAGAAAAGUAUCUACAGGUGCCCAGGACUUCAGUCACUUUUUUGGUGGAACCACUGGGGAUUGGAAAAGUGUCUCUACUGGGGUGAGGGGGUCACUCCCCUGCUAGCAAUCCCCUGGACUCUACUCAUCCCCAGCCCUGACUCCAAUUUUCCAGAUAUUUUUGACUAUGGGCCUCCAGCAUGCCCAGGGCAGGGAUGUCCUCAGAAAAAAUUUUGAGUUGAAGCCCAAGGUUCUUGUUUAGCGUUUCUGCUCCUGGCCCCAAGUCGGAAGAGAGCGCACAGAUCUGCUUUGCUGUUUGUCUUCCUAGUUGUAACUCCUGUUUAUAAAGAGCUUGUAGUUCAUGUUUUGAGCACUUUAUGAAGAAUAAAAAGUUCACAUACUGCA